Messenger RNA from Acanthoscelides obtectus, 900 nucleotides. The record is from the annotation of a GenBank genome assembly. Lineage: Eukaryota; Metazoa; Arthropoda; Insecta; Coleoptera; Chrysomelidae.
AUGGACAGAACGUUCGCUUCGACGUCACAAACAAAUGAUGAUGGUUUGCGGGCGUCUUACAAUAUCUCGUUACUUAUAGCAAAAUCCGGAAAACCGCAUACUAUCGGAGAGAAGUUAAUUUUGCCAGCCGUUGAAGAGGUUUUAAAAACUGUUUUACACAAACCUGCAUCUGAUAUCAUUAAAAGAAUUCCCUUAAGCAACAAUACUGUUGAAAGACGUAUUGAUGAAAUGAGUUCUGAUAUUGAAAGCUUCUUAUGUAAUUAUUUGCAAACUACCCAUUUCUCUAUACAACUGGACGAGUCAACUUUACCUGAUAAUGCAGCAUUAUUAUUGGCAUAUAUUCAACUGCUCUUCGCAAGAACUUUGAUAACCGACACUAAGGGUGAAUCAAUAUUUCAUGUUUUGAAGGAUUACUUCAUUGAAAAAGCAAUUCCUUUAUCAAAUAUAAUAUCAGUAGCUACAGAUGGAGCACCUGCCAUGGUUGGACGUUAUCGUGGAUUUAUAAGCUAUUUAAAACAAAAUGUGUCAGGGGUGUUAGCAAUACAUUGCGUCAUCCAUCGACAACAUUUAGUUGCUAAAAAGUUGAGUGUUAGAUUGCAUGAAUCACUUCAUUUAGUCAUUGAUGCAGUAAACCGAAUCCGAAGCAACGCGUUGAAUAUAUUUGCGCAGUUGUGCAAAGAAGAUGACGAACACUUUCAUCAAUUACUCCUUCACACUGAAGUACGCUGGCUGUCGGAAGGCUUAUGUUUGACAAGAUUUUUUGCACUUUUUGAGACUAUUUUAGAAUUUCUGGAUACUAAAGAUAAAAUUUUAAAAGAAAAUUUAAUGAUGAAGAAAACAGACAUCGCCUAUUUAACAGAUUUGUUUACAAAAUUUAAUAUGGUUAAUUUGCAAUUAUAA